Molecule: messenger RNA, 2524 nt
Organism: Ceratotherium simum simum (southern white rhinoceros)
Lineage: Eukaryota; Metazoa; Chordata; Mammalia; Perissodactyla; Rhinocerotidae
Source: RefSeq, a predicted model, not a curated record
AUGCAUUUUGUGAGAGUAUUUUGAGGAUGAAUGUUUGCAAAUCAUUUUGAAAUUGCCAAGCGCCACAUACAUGGGAUGCAUCUUGCUUUUAUCCUGGAGUUUACCUCUGUGGCGUGGAUUUGUCACAGUGGCGUCUGUCUUCGAUCUAUGUGUUAACUAGAAAUCAAGGAAAGACAUGAGGAGGUUUGUUUACUGCAAGGUGGUUCUAGCCACUUCACUGAUGUGGGUUCUCGUUGAUGUCUUCUUGCUCCUCUACUUCAGUGAAUGUAACAGAUGUGAUGACAAGAAGGAGAGAUCCCUGCUACCUGCUCUCAGGGCUGUUAUUUCAAGAAACCAAGAAGGGCCAGGAGAAAUGGGAAAGGCUGUGCUGAUUCCUAAAGAUGACCAGGAGAAAAUGAAAGAACUGUUUAAAAUCAAUCAGUUUAACCUUAUGGCCAGUGAUUUGAUUGCCCUUAACAGAAGUCUGCCGGAUGUAAGAUUAGAAGGAUGCAAGACAAAGGUCUACCCUGAUGAACUUCCAAACACAAGUGUAGUCAUUGUGUUUCAUAAUGAAGCAUGGAGCACUCUCCUUAGAACUGUGUACAGUGUUAUAAAUCGGUCCCCACACUACCUACUCUCUGAGGUCAUCUUGGUAGAUGAUGCCAGUGAAAGAGAUUUUCUCAAGUUGACAUUAGAGAAUUAUGUGAAAAAUUUAGAAGUGCCAGUAAAAAUUAUUAGAAUGGAAGAACGCUCUGGGUUAAUACGUGCCCGCCUUCGAGGAGCAGCUGCUUCAAAAGGGCAGGUCAUAACUUUUCUCGAUGCACACUGUGAAUGCACGUUAGGAUGGCUGGAGCCCUUGCUGGCAAGAAUAAAGGAAGACAGGAAAACAGUUGUAUGCCCCAUCAUUGAUGUGAUUAGUGAUGAUACCUUUGAAUAUAUGGCUGGGUCAGACAUGACUUAUGGGGGUUUUAACUGGAAACUGAAUUUCCGUUGGUAUCCUGUUCCCCAAAGAGAAAUGGAUAGGAGGAAAGGAGACAGAACACUACCUGUCAGGACCCCUACUAUGGCUGGUGGCCUAUUUUCUAUUGACAGAAACUACUUUGAAGAGAUAGGAACUUACGAUGCAGGAAUGGAUAUCUGGGGUGGAGAGAAUCUUGAAAUGUCUUUUAGGAUUUGGCAAUGUGGAGGCUCAUUGGAGAUUGUGACUUGCUCCCAUGUUGGUCACGUUUUUCGGAAGGCAACUCCAUACACUUUCCCUGGUGGCACUGGUCAUGUCAUCAACAAGAACAACAGGAGACUGGCAGAAGUUUGGAUGGAUGAAUUUAAAGAUUUCUUCUAUAUCAUAUCCCCAGGUGUUGUCAAAGUGGAUUAUGGAGAUGUGUCAGUCAGAAAAACACUAAGAGAAAAUCUGAAGUGUAAGCCCUUUUCUUGGUACCUUGAAAACAUCUAUCCGGACUCCCAGAUCCCAAGACGUUAUUACUCACUUGGUGAGAUAAGAAAUGUUGAAACCAAUCAAUGUUUAGACAACAUGGGCCGCAAGGAAAAUGAAAAAGUGGGUAUAUUCAACUGUCAUGGUAUGGGAGGAAAUCAGGUAUUUUCUUAUACUGCCGACAAAGAAAUUCGAACAGAUGACUUGUGCUUGGAUGUUUCUAGACUCAAUGGACCGGUAAUCAUGUUAAAAUGCCAUCAUAUGAGAGGAAAUCAGUUAUGGGAAUAUGAUGCUGAGAGACUCACCUUGAGGCAUGUUAACAGUAACCAAUGUCUUGAUGAACCUUCUGAAGAAGACAAAAUGGUGCCUACCAUGCAGGACUGCAGUGGAAGCAGAUCCCAACAAUGGCUGCUAAGGAACAUGACUUUGGGGGCAUGAAGACCAUUUUCCCCAAGCCGUGAAAGUGUCUACACUUUUGUUUUUCCAUUAUUUCAGUUAGGGAAAAAUAUUAACUUUGCUGAAUUGAAAGUUUUAAAAUCCUUUUAGUAUUCUAAAACACAGGUGUUUAUAAUUCAUUUUUAGGAAUGUUUGCUUAUUUCCCUACUAAAAUUUGUAUCUGAUCAAAAAGCACAUAAAAAAUACAAAUAACAGCAAACUGUUAUUAAACAUUGGAACAACUUCAAAAACAAAUUGUGUUUGCUUUUAAAAAAAAUCUUUAUUGCCCUCAUAUCACAGGAUUAGUUGGGGGAUUAUUUUUAUUUUUUCUUGUCAUAGUGAUUGAAAGAGACAAUGUAAAUGCCUUAUAAAAUAUCUUCAUUAUGAAAUAUCAGUUGUUUUAUAAACUCACUCUGUUUCUACUGGACCUUCAUGGAAGCAUGUUCAAUUUCUAUGUCAACAGCAAGGCCCCACACUGAAUUAUUUCUGAACAAUGAAUUCAUCAUACUAAAUAAGUUCCAAGUUUUGUACCAGGAAGAAAAUUAAAUUGGAUAUUGAUUUCUCAUGGAGUUCUUAUAAAACAUCACAUUUAAACAAAAAAGAAGAGGAGAAUUUGAAAAUUCAGUUUGAAGUACAUGAAAUCAAGAAACUAGCUGGGCAUUGAGAGGAACAAGAAGAAUC